This is a messenger RNA of Brassica oleracea var. oleracea, 1281 nucleotides long. Its product is annotated as F-box protein At5g62510-like. The coding region runs from base 1 to 1203 and encodes 400 amino acids. The transcript has 2 exons. The record is from RefSeq and is a predicted model, not a curated record. NCBI's taxonomy places the organism in Eukaryota, Viridiplantae, Streptophyta, Magnoliopsida, Brassicales, Brassicaceae.
AUGGAAAAAGCUGACACAGGAGGAGGACCGUCGACGAAGACCCCGGAGGAGAUGAUGUCGUCCAUGGCACUUCAAAAGGGACAACGCAUGUUCAUGGAUGUAACGAUUCCGAUUCUGCAACAACUUCCAGCGGCAAGGUUAGCGAGGUUUAUGGUUGUUGAUACCGAAUGGCGUAAGACCAUCUUGAGCCAAACAUUUGAGAAAGAGUACCUUUCUCUUGCGGAGAAGAAGCCCAAGAUUCUGUUUGUUGCCACAUCCAAGUCCAAGACUGAUGGUGAGACGUACCACAUGUUUCGGUCUCUUCUCAAGAAGGCCGAUGAGUCGUCUACGCUGCCCUUGACCCUCCCGCAGUCCGUCGGCGCAACCUUGAGGUCUGACAUCACCUAUCAGAUUUCUCAAUCGGUCCGAGACAUGGUGUGCCUCUAUCACAAGAGGACAUGCCUUAUCUGUAAUCCAAGCGUGGGACGCUACGUAGCGUUGCCACAUGUCGAUAACGACUCCGUCUUCUUUCUGGGGUUCAAUCCCGUUGCCACAACGUUCAAGGUCCUUUCUUUGGAUAAUGAUGGAGGUUCCGCAAGAGUUAGGGUUCUUACCGUCAGCCCAGAAGGUAACAACAACUGGCGAACUCUGUACAGUGGAAUCGCUCAUACUGCUUACGGCCCUGGACUCUGCUUAGCAGGAACCAUCUACUAUACUGCACAUGUCCGAAUGUUUGAGCAAGUGUUAAUGUGUUGUGAUCUUCAGACUGAAGAGUUCAGGUGUAUCCACUUGCCCGGGCAACUUGAUGAUGGCUUAAUUCUUAGUCAAGGGCAAAGUGUUAGGCUAGUCAACUUUCACAACAAACCAGGACUCGUUGAAGGGGAUGGUAUGGCGGCUGAUCUUCUAACUCUCUGGCAACUUGAAGAUUCCAACUGGUGCAAGCGUCAGUUCAAUAUUCCUACGACUCCUCUUGGUCUCUUUGAAGGAGAUGAGCACAAGUUUAUCGGGACAGGUGAUGUUGGUGAACUCAUCUAUGCCCCUUGCUACAAAAACGUCCCUGGAUAUCGCUUCCAUGAGCAGUACGUCAUCUACUAUGACUACGUACGUGCUACUGUCACCAAGGUACGAAUCCAAGGCGAUUUUAAUGGCUUUGAAGGAGACGUUGAACCCUUUGGGGACUAUAUCGAAAGCACAGCACUCAUCUCGACAGGAACACCCAUGUGAGGUUGUGUCAAGUCUUUCAAGUUGUUUCUUGUGGUAGUGACAACAACGUACGCAUGAGAGAGACCUUUAGCUUCUUGC